AGAAGGUAGAAAACUGGACACAAGCGGGAGGCUGGAGGAAAUGGUGGAGUGAAACAAAGAAAAUGUAGGCUGGCAAAUGUCGAAGCUUUGUGGGACUUCAAAGCCAAACUAUGCAGAAAACGUGGAAAGCGAAACCGGAAGUAACACGGAAAGUACGUUAAGCUAAAAAUAACUGUCACUGAGUUCAAACACCAGCCAAUGCCAGCUGGUAGUUUUGUGACGCAUGCCUUGAUGGUGCCAGAGUCAAAGUUUGACACACCGAGACAGAGACGAAGAGGCAAAGACAGAGACGCACAGAGGGAGAAGGAGAAGAGAGAAAAGGGGUCACAUGACAUGUCGAGGUUCAGCCUCUGACUGAUGGCGUCGACAGAACUGACGUUUUGGCUGGAAAGCAUCAGGCAGUGGUACCCGGAUGUGCUUAACAAUUGUUACUUCGUCCCCCCUCUUCAUUUCUGCCACGAGAGCCUCGCGGUGUCCACGGUGUGUGGUCAGCAGGCUGUAGUGCACGUGCCGGUGUCGGAUGACGACCCCAACCACAGAGUGCAGAACCCACAAACGGCAUUACCACAGCCCGGACCAAGUCACACCCCACAGACGAGGUGGCGGCCCACGGCGUGCUGCGUGUGGUCAGACACAGCGGCCCACUUUAACCACAGAGUAACCCAGGUCUGCGAUGCCAACUUGCGAGAUGACGUGGCCCAUCAGCGGGUACUAAGCGGCCUUCGUGCCCUGGCAGAUGACCAGCACGAGGUCAUGAUGGUGAUAUCGCAACUCCGAUUCGAAAACUACCUCAACAAGCUUUGCAAGGAGAAACUGUCCCCCAGUGCCUCCCCCUACCCUCGGGCCAACAGUCUCCAGGACACGCGGCUUCACAAAGGUGAGGUCGACAUCCUCAUCCUCCACCGGCGACACGGGCUGGUCGUUGGAGAGGUCAAGAGUGUCGGCGCCAACUGGACGCAGCUGCCGUGUUCCGAGCGAGACAAGAGUCGAAGUCUGGGGACCAGGGUCGCCAAAGCAGUUUUUCAGUUAAACAGGACGGAGACGGUGCUGCGCCAUUUUGUCUCCGACAUGGCCGCCGAUUUGAGGAUCAAGAAAAUUCUUUUUUUGCCAAAUGUCACCCAAGAAGUCAUGUUGAAGUUUCUGAAAGAAGGUGGACAUACCCAGGUAGCAAAGGCGUUGAUGGAGUGUAUGGGUGUGUCGACUAUCGAGGAAGCUGUAGACGCAUGCGUGCUGGCCAAGCAGCUACCCACGAGCAGUCAGCCCUGGCAGUGCACGGCAGCCACCCGGUGCGAGCUGCAGCGAUGGUGGUCCAGGUGGGUGACAAGUGGUGAGUCACACCAGGACAUGUCCCCAGGGUCGUACGAAGAGCUAGUAGCCAGAUUCUGCGGUCCUGCCACGACGAUCGAAGUUCACACAGUGCUGAAGCCUCGGGUAGAAGUCCGCACAAUGGGAGGCGGGGUGGCGGAGACUGGGGAGAGGCUGGCUCGUCUGACCCUAACCCCGAGGCAGGUGGACCUGCUAAGCCGAGCGCCACCCCUGGUGUACCUGACGGGCCCACCCGGCACGGGCAAGACGGUGGUGCUGGUGCUGGCGGGGCUGCGGUGGCUGCGGGAGGGCCACGACGUGCACGUGGUCAGCACGUGGCGCGAGAGCCGCGUGGCGUCCUACCUCAUACAACAACAGCUGCUGAGGACGCUGACCGCCCACGGAGACGUCCCUCAACGACCGAGAGUGGUCAGGCAUGGCUACAACAUCUCCAGCAGGCAGUCGCUGGACGAGGCCGUGUCACACCUGUCCGCCAUGGCCACCGACGACAGGUGUCUGUAUGUCCUCGCCGACGAGGCUGGGCCCGACUUGAGCAACCUGUUUCAAGACUUCUGUACCAAGCUGCUGACCACGGUGCCCGGACUCCACCUGUGGGCAGCAGCCAUUCGCCAGGGGCACAGACCGACCCUCCUGCACCUGGAGACGCUGACCCACCCGCUGCGGUGUCCACCCUCCGUGGUGAGGGAGGUGCAGCAGGCGGAGGAGAUGCAGAACAACGAUGUCUUGCAGUACGCCGAUGACGUGACCCUGACCUCACCCACCGAUGGCCCGACCGUGACCUGGCUACUCCAUGGAGGUCAGCAACAUGGCGGCGCACACCCGGAGUACUGCGAGGAGUGCGGCAUGGCCACCGCCGACUAUCUACGAAAUAAACUCAACGUGGGAAAGAGCGCCCAAGGUGCCGACAGCCCGCCCCCAGUGAGUUACCGCGACGUCCUCAUCCUGUGUCCCAGCGCACGUGACGAUCAGGAGACCAAGGUGGCCUCCCCUUUCAUCCGGGGCCUGCGCAAGAAGGAUCUUCCGGUGCAGGUGGCUGGGGAGGACGCCAGAGAUGACGUGGUGCGUGACGUGGCCCUGGCUGAGCGUGACGUGGUGACCGUCAGCCACUGGCGUAACGUUCACGGUCUGGAGCGCAAGGUGGUGGUGGGCAUGGCCGCGGACGUCAGCGUCUACCACCGCCUCCAGCAGAUGUCGCGCUGCACGGCGCAGCUGGUGUGGAUUUGUAGUGGGGGGCGACACUGCAACCACCUCCACCAUUAGCGCCAGUUGCCAGCCAGUUGCAAGCCAGUUGCCAGACAGUUGCCUUCCAGUUGCCAGACAGUUGCCUUCCAGUUGUCAGACAGUUGCCAGCCAGUUGCCUACCAGUUGCCAGCCAGUUGCCAGCUAGUUGUCAGACAGUUGCCAGCCAGUUUUCAGCCAGUUGCCAGCCCGUUUCCUGCCAGUUGCCUUCCAGUUGCCUGCCAGUUGCCAGCCAGUUGCCUUCCAGUUGCCAGACAGUUGCCAGCCAGUUGCAUCGAUUAGCGUGAGACUGAGUCUGUUGGACUUGUUGGCGAACCUGCGUCCAGUGAGAACCACACAGCAGGUCAAGCAGAUGGCAGACAUGCGCACUAGCAGACAGGAAAUACAGGCAGCCAGACGUCGGACCCCCCAGAUCAGGGGUGGGCAACAUACGGCCCGCGGGCCGGAUCCGGCCCGCGACGGGAUUUUGACUGGCCCGCAGACUGUUUCUGGUCGUACAUGAUAAUGUGGCCCGCGGCCACAUUCUGCCG
This is a messenger RNA of Pomacea canaliculata, 3095 nucleotides long. RefSeq lists its product as uncharacterized. Bases 358 to 2586 code for a protein of 742 amino acids. The transcript has 8 exons. The record is from RefSeq and is a predicted model, not a curated record. Lineage: Eukaryota; Metazoa; Mollusca; Gastropoda; Architaenioglossa; Ampullariidae.